UCGAUUCUCGAUUCUCGAUUCUUGAGAGAGACGAACGGACACACAUGCUCGCGUUCGUUUGCCGCCUGCUGGUGUAAGACUUGGGCACCUCCUUCUCUAUAAUCCUCAAACGAGCCUCGCACUCCGUGAGGUACACAUCUGUCACACGCAUUCUUACGCACUUCAAAAAAAAAAAAAAAAAAGCAAACAAAAAUUUAUCAACAUUCUUGAAAAUCAAUUUAAAAGAGAUAGAGAAUAGGAAGAAAUUUGAAAAAUGAAGACAUCUUGCAUUCUCUGUGGACUUUUAUUAGUCAUUGGUAUCGUUACCUCCAGUCCUGUUGUUAAACGUGCAGCCGAGGAUGAUCUCAGUCCAUUAAAUGAAGUUUAUGUUGUGGACGACGAAGUCGCGGCUGACGAUGACAGAGCAGAAAGAGAUAAGAGAAAAAUAGGAGUCGUUAAACUCGGAGUGACAAAUGGACUCCUCAAUUUUGUAUUUGGAAAACUGGACGCUUUUUUGGAGGCAAAAACGAAAGCCUUGGAAGUUUUGGACGAGGGUAAUAAGGCGAAAAAUUUAGCUUAUGGAAUUGAUCCACAUCACUCGGCAACCAGUCAUUUUAUCAGUAAUUUGGUUCAGCAAAAAAUUCAGGCCGGUACUGCAAGUAUCGGUCCGGUAAUAAAUAGUGCAACUACAUUCUUUUCGAGUGCAAAAGCUGGUCUCUCCAAUGCUUUUGCCUCGAAAUUCGCACCUUUAAGUUCUCUUUCAGGUGGUUUGUCCGGCGGUUUGUCGGGUGGUUCCAGUAGUUCAGAUCACUCAAAUGGCGGUGGCUCGGGUAAUAUUCUCUCAACAUUGACAAGUCUCAGUGGAUCAAGUAGCGAUUUAAGUGGAGGAAGCAGUAAUGGAAAUUCGCAUAAUGAUGAUGUGAGUUCUAGUGAUGAUGAUCAUGAUGUUGGUCUUAGUGCUGAUGCAGGCACGAAUGGGGGCCUUAAUCUUGCCGCAUUUGUUCGCUCAACAACAGAGGAGGAUAUCCCUGAAUUCGACAGGAAAAAAGUUGAAUUAGAUGUUCCAACACAAAUUAUUGGUUCAGGAUUUUCGCUGGUUAUGAAUUUAAGUAAAAUCGUCGGUAGCCUCAUAAUGAACUCAGCACUAAGAACACAGAGUGUUUUGGAAGUUUUUAAACCAUUAUUUCGAGGGGCAUUUGCCAUCAAAGGUCUACCUUCAGACAAUCCGAAGUAGAUCAACUGCAAAUAAUAAUCUAUAGGUGAUUCGAAUUGCUCAACCAUUUGCUGGAGGCGCUUGACAUCUAGACAAGUCAUUAAACUCAUUAUAACAACGACGAGAGUGACUCCGGUGGAACAUAAUUAUUUUAAUAUUUAUUUUUUUAUUUUAUUCUUCUUCUUCUUCUUUUUUUUAUUUUUAAGAAAAUUUUGCAUAAUUUACUGGAAUAUUUUUGAUAUUAUUACAAAAGCCAAAAAUGAAUUUUGUCAUACAUUGAAUAACCAAAAAAAAAAAAACAUUGGACGUUAAAAACAAUUUUUUAUGUAAUGUGAAUAAUAUUUAAAGUAGCCAUAUUAUUUGUAAGCUUUAUUUUAAAAUUUGUAAGAAUUUUCGAUUUUUAUGAGGGAAAUUUUUAUAAUAACAUUGAGAUUUAUUAGCAGUAUCAAAUUUUUUUUUUACACGAAUUUUUGAGUCUGACUAAAACGUACAUUUACUACUGUUUUUGAAAAUUGAAAAAAAUUUCUACAGUCUGAGUAAAAAUUACUUGUACUACUUAUAAAAGUUAUUAUUUAUAGUAAAAUUACAAGUACCAAUGUCUGACUGAAAUUUACUUGUUCUACUGGUUUUGAAAUUAGAAAUAUCGUUUUGUCUGACUGAAAUGUACUUUUACUACUUAUUAAAAAAAAUUGCUACUAUUUAUACAACUGGUAUCGAAAUUCCAAGACUUAGUUUACUUAAUUACAAAUUACAGUUUGGUCUGACUAAAAUGUUCUAUUUUAAUUAAGUUUAGUCUGACUAAAAUUAACUUGUUCUACUGAUCGUGAAAAAACUUUAAACAAAUUGUGUCUGACCGAAAUAUACUUUUACUACUGGUAUACAAAAAUUUUUAAAAAAAUUAUAUAUUCUGCUAUAAAAAUUACAAGACUUCAAUAAAGUUUUGUCGUCUCACCAAAAUGUACUUGCACUACUUGUAUACUAAAAUUGGAAAAAUUUAUACUACUGCUAUCAAAAUUACAAGAUUUUAACAGAUUUUCGUAUGACUGAAAUUUACUUGUUCUACUGAUUUUAAAAUUAGAAAAUAUUAUACACUUCUGUCUGACUAAAAAGUAAAUUAACUACUGGUCAACUAAAAUUACAAAAAUUUAUACUAAUGCUUCAACCAGAAAAAUAAUAUAUUUGUCUCAUAGCCUAAUAAAUAUUUAUUUGAUUCAAGUAAAUUUUUAUUUAGUUCAAAUAAAUUUUUAUUUAGUUCAAAUAAUUUUUUAUAUGGUUCAAAUAAAUAUUUAUUUGAUUUAAAGAAAUUCUUAUUUGAUUUAAAUUUUAUUAACGCCAAAUAAAUAGGCUAUUAGGCUGUGAGACAAAUAUACAUUUAUGUAACUCAAAUAUAUUAUAAUUGGUUCAAAUAAAAUAUUUCUCUGGCUGUAUGAAAAUUACAAGAUUUUAACAAAGUUUGGUCUGACUAAAACUGACUUUUAUCACUGAAAAUAAAAUUUUAUAUGAUUUUUUUUUGUCUGACUGUUUCUGUCUCUUACUACUGAAUUAAGGGUUAAUUGCAUUGCAAUGUAUAAUAUUUUGUACUACUUGUAUAUUACUUGUAUAAUAUUUGUAUAUUGAAUAAAAAAUUUAAUAUCUUAGUAAAUUUAAUAAAUCUAAUAUAUUCAAAUGUGUAAUAAAAUUAAUUACAAUUAAAAUUACUAUUUUAAGUGAAAAUUAAAAACAUCUUUAUAUUAA
Messenger RNA from Leptopilina boulardi, 2926 nucleotides. RefSeq lists its product as uncharacterized. The coding region runs from base 254 to 1213 and encodes 319 amino acids. NCBI's taxonomy places the organism in Eukaryota, Metazoa, Arthropoda, Insecta, Hymenoptera, Figitidae. The transcript has 7 exons. The record is from RefSeq and is a predicted model, not a curated record.